AUGGCAUCGCCUGCGGUGGCAUCGACGGCGUCGACUGGGUGCCAACAACAGGGCAGGAGGCGGAAGCCGAAGGUCGUGUUCCACGUUACUGGUUUCGGGGUGUUCAAUGGUGUAGCCGACAACCCGACCACGCACCUCGUGAACGAUCUGGAGGGAGAGCUGGAAGCUCGCCGCCGCGGCGGCGGCGGCGGUGGCGGCGACUGCAAGGGGGGACAGCGGAUUGGAAAGACGGGGCAGACCGGGGGGUCUGAACCUCCAGCCUUGGACGGGGAUGACGGGGAAGAGGACUUCGAAGUCCGGUCGUGCACGGUGCUCCAUGUCUCGGCCGAGGUGGGCGGUCGCCAGCUCAGGGAGCUUCACGCCGCGAGCUCGGCCUCCUCGAGGGGGGGCGGCGGGAGGGAAGCGGUGUUGAACGGUGACCCUGCUGCUUCGGCGGAUGGCGGUACCGGGGGUCUCGGAAACGCGAGCGUUGCCGCCGCGGACGGGUGCGGUGGUGGCAGUGGCGAGGGAGGUAAGAGCGCCGACGAAGGGGGCGGCCCCGGCUGCGCGAACACCGAGCAAGGCGAUGCGACCACCGGCGGCAACGCCACCGCCGUCAACGGCGAUAACGACGAAAAAGAGGGCAAGGAUAACGAAGAUGAUGACAGCGGCGCCACGGUCUUCGUGCACUGCGGGGUUAACGGCGGGUCCAAGAGGUUCGCGCUGGAGACCCAGGGGUUCAACGAAGCUACCUUUCGCGUCCCGGACGAGCAGGGAUACCGCCCCUCCUUCGCCCCCGUGGAGCAGGACAACCCCUUCACGGAACACUGUCGAGUCACCACCGUACCCGUCGCCGACGUCCUCGCGCGCCUCGAGAGAUCGGGCUGGGGGCGGGAGUACGUCGAGGAGUCUAAGGACGCGGGCCGGUUCGUGUGCAACUACGUCUACUACUCCUCGCUCGGUCUUUGCGAACGGUCUGGGGGACGGGCGCCGGCGGCGGCGCCCGGGAAAGGUGGAGCAGAAGAAGUCGCGGGACCUUCGGGAGAGGGUGGGGAAGUAAAGGACGCCUUUUGUUUUAGCGGAGAUAGUGUCAGCGAGGUCGCUGCUGGAGCAGCCACGGGACCCGGUGAGCGCCGCAGCCUGGAUUCGGGUAAUGGGGCAAAGGACGCCUUCUGCUUCAGCGGCGACGGCGGCGGUGAGGUCGCUGCCAGAACGGCGGGAGCCCCUCCGGCUCCGAGCGGGCGCCACAGCCUUUUCAUCCACGUACCUCCGUUCGAAGCCAUCCCUAAGGAGAAGCAGCUCGCGUUGCUUGUGGCAUGCCUCUCGGCGAUCGCGUCGUCCCUGGCGUCGCCGCCGCCGCCAGUACCCCGAGAGUCCGGUGGCAACAACGGUCUUCUCGGCGGCACCCCCGCCGUUGCUCCAGCGGCAGCAUCAUCGCCGCCCCCGCCGCUCUCGCUGUCGACGUAUGAGGCAGCGGUUCUAGCGGCCGAGCCAGAGGCGUGUUCGCCGGACCCUCCCGCCCCGCUCCCCUCCCCAGACAACGCCGCUAAGAGCAGCAGCGGCGGCGGUGUUGAAUCGGCGGUGCCCCCGAGUUCGACCGGACGGGAGUCGUCAAUAUGGGAACGGACGGCUCGAGAGCAAGGGAGCGAGAGUCAAGGCGGAGUCGCGCUUGAGAAUGGUGGGGGUAACAUGGGGCGGGAGAAGCUGGUUCAGUUUGCGCUGGAUGGCCUUGCGGACAACCAAGCGGAAGGUCGUGUGGGAAACCGUGGCGGGGGUGGGGACAAAAUCUACCCGGAAGGAACCGGAGGGCACAGCGGCAGCGGUGAAGGUCAGGCGGGCGAACUCAACGACGAGGAGGAGGAGGGGCAGGAAGAGGGAGAGACGCUGGCUGACGCGACCCGCCGUAGGCUCAUCGAGGCCGGCUUCGACGGGCUCGACGUCGACGCGGCCAUGGCCACCACGGGCAGCGACAACACCGACGUCAACAUGGAGUUCCUGCUCGACAUCACCCCGCUUCUUCCUCGCGGGGCCCCCUCCGACGCGGGCGGGCUCUACCCGAGGGAGUUCGCCACCAACGAGCCUGCGACCGGUAGACCCGCCGGCGGCAGCGGCGGCGUUGGUGCCGACGGCGAACGUGGCAGGGGCGAAACAACGUCGCAUCACCGGCGCCGCGGCAGCGGUAGCUUGGGAGCGAAUCGGUCCAAGGGCAGGGGCGGGGUCUCGCCCGCGGGGAUGGGAGGCGUGUCUCCGAAGUGGAUAGGGGACGUUUCGCCCGCCCGUGACGGCGUGGACAGGGUCCCCAGCGGCUUUGGAGGGUCCACGAAGUCGUCGUCCGGCGGGGGCGGGGGAUUGCUCAGCAGGCUCCGGCGCGGCCACCGCAAGCCACCGAGCGCCGCUUCGGCGGCGAGCGAGGUCACCGCCGAGGAUGACGCUGGAGAACGCUCGUCCGAGCAGAGAGCGUUGUCGUCGUCCUCCUCCUCGGCGUCGUCACGGCUGGUACCCUCCUCCUCCGCCACGUCGCCCCCGCCGCAGCCCAACCGGCGCGCCGCCGCGCACGUCAUCCGUUCUCACAGCCCGCCCCCGGUGCGAAGCAUCGGGGCAGGGAACGGGUUCCGCGACGAGCGGAAACGGAGGGGAUCGGGGUCGAGAGCGAGCGCGUUUUCAGCGGCCGCCGGGUGGGGGGAAACGUCCCUGUCGGGCCCUAACCUCACGCUGGCGCUGCUGGUGCGGCUGGACCUUGGAAUGUCGCCCGGGACACUAGCGGCGCAGUGCGCGAAGGCAGCGCUGGCGGCGGCUAGGAAGGCGGAGGGCAGCGGACGGUCCGACACCCUUGCCGUGUGGAGGGAGGCCGGGGAGUCGAUGAUUGUCCUUGGAGCGGAGGAUGCCGCGAACCUGGACGCAAUUCUUGUGUUCGGAGCUUCAUCUCACCUGCCCAUCACCAUGGUCCGAGACAAGCAAGCGGCAUGGGUGGGGAACGUGCGGGCGGACACGUGCACGGUUGCGGCGAUAGGCCCGGCGCCCAUAUCGUCCCUUCGCACCAUCGCCGGAGGCCUGCGUGUGCUGUAGAAGAGGCCCUUGUCUCGGCCUCCUGCCUCGCGCCUCGCCUAGCUAACCCGCUUUUUUUGCUCCAGAGUAAGAGGAAAACGCUGUUUUGAUUUGCGGUGCGUCGGCAGCUCCUCCGAACGGUCGAGAGCAAAGGUCUAGAACGGGAGCAUGGCCCCGCCUAGAGGAAUGUUUGGAUGACCUGGCUCUCGACAUGGCUUGGAGUGUGAAGUUGGCUGACCCUAGAUCAUGAUCGUUUUGUGGGAUGUGGUGAGGCUGUGCCGGCCGGUUCCUAUCGCAAAGAAGGGGAGUUGUGGUCAUGGUUCCCUGGCGCACCUUUUUUUCUUCUUCUUUAAAUGCGUGCCAUGCAGAAUUGCAAGCGCGAGAGAUGUUCCUCCUCCUCAUUUGGGACGUUGGCGAAGCAUUGGCAACGCAGUAUAAGCCCAGUGCCUUAUCUUGUGAUGCCCUCUUGCUGUGCCGAAGCCAUGUUUUCACUCGGUAAAUAGUCGCUUUCGGUAAAAUAAGUAGAAAGUCUUCCCACGUGUUAAUUUUUAUUUGUUUAGAGUAUUUUCAAGGUGUGGUUUUCGCCUCUUAAGAGUAAAAUUUGUGGUCUACAAGAACAGGGCUUUUGGUUCGCCGCGUUUUUGGCGACUUUUCCCCCCCCUGUCAUCAAAAGCGUGCCUACUUCUUUCUGUUGUGUGGGCAAUCUGGUCCGCUGUGCUAAUGGUUGAUCAACAACCGGUGUGUUUGUUUUGCCUCUCAAGUCCCUGGUACCCUCUACCCUUCCCGGCCGUCGUGUAGGCGGUCCACAUCAACUUGCCCCUGAAGAGGUAAUCCCUUUGUUUUCUUUUUUUUUUGUCUUUUCGUGUGUUAGUGUGCAAGGGAAAUGCUUCCUCUUUUGUUCAUUUCGUGCUUGCGAUAUUUCUUUGUUGAACGACGGAAAGGAGUGUUUUUUGUCCUCUCAGGAUAACUUUAGUUCGUGGUGUGGACAUUUCGCAGGUGACAAGCGUCCACGGGAAUAUUUCGAGAAAGAACUGUGACGAUUGCGGCAAGCCUGUUUCGUGUCUCGUGAGAUGUUGUGUAUUUUCGUGUCGAAGUGAUGUACUCCAUAUUUUUUCGGUCGGGAAGGUGUUGCAAGAAUCACCGUGAUCAUCGUGCCCGCUGUGAACUGAACGGCGGGGGCGGGUACGGCCGUGAGUGUAGGAUAACGCUUGCUGCUGCCUGGUUGGCUUUCUGAAGGCUGCUUUUGUAUGAGCUGUGUUUGAAUUGAAGCACACAACACUGGGUCUAAAGCAGGAAGCUCGAGAAUAGGCUCAGAAGCCUUGCUUUCUUGUGCCUGGGUGGGACCGAAGUUUGGCAUUGGAACGCAGUUUGGCACUCUUGCCACCCUGGACCCACUUCUGACUCAUUUUUUUGGAAUACAGGCCUACCAAGUUUCUUGGUUCUUGCAGGGUAAGGGUUUCGCAGUCAUGGGUGUGAUGGUCCCGUGUUGCGCGCUGAGCUCGGAGAUCGCCCGCUUUAACCGGGGCUGAUCUUGGAUUGUCGAGAAGUACUUGAGAACCUCUUAUUUUGUACUAGGUUCGUUUCUUGUUUUGUCUAUGGGGUACUGCUGUAUAUCCCCACGACGACUAUUUAUAUAGGUUUUAGUGUGGGGUCCUUGGCUGAGAACGAACCUGUUUUUUGUCAAGCCACCACGCACAUGGGCCAUUUUUCUUCUCUAUUCGUUGUCGGUUCAGCCUGCGUUGGGGGUGCCAUCUCUUGGUUUGAAUCGUGGGGCCCGCCAACCGUGAUUUCGCACCGACCGGUUGGUCGUUUUCUUUCGUGACGCUGCCAUGCGAUUCGGAGUGAGUUACGGUGUUCUUCGAGAAGGGGCGAGGGGGGGUGCUAGCUGUUGAGGAAAGUUCUCAAGUCGAAAUGCUAGUCACGGCUGGCCUGGUCCCAAUUGUCUGUCGUGGUGUUGAUUGUCAUUGUUUCGUGUCGUUGUUGAUUGUGCUCGGGUA
Messenger RNA from Ectocarpus siliculosus, 5021 nucleotides. The record is from the annotation of a GenBank genome assembly. NCBI's taxonomy places the organism in Eukaryota, Phaeophyceae, Ectocarpales, Ectocarpaceae.